CAGUGAAGUAGAUGGAGGAAAAAGGAGCAUUUCGCGGAGAGGCGGGGGGAGGUGGAUAGGGGGUGUAGAGUGUGCUGAAAUCGAGAAUUAACGGGAGCGUGGACCGUUACAUAACCCGUCACUGAAUUGUUCAGUCGCGAUAAUCCGUUAUUGCAUAUACGGACACUGCAAACGCAGCCGUCGCGAGAUUACUCGCGUACGUUUAUAUUUACACGAGCACUAAAAUUAUUUCAUCUUCCUUAUAGCGGUUUUCAAAGGGACAUCCAUCCACACUCCUCCGAAGACAUGGAGGCGCCGGGUUUGGCUCACGCGAGCCCGCUGAGCCCACGCGAGGGUAUGGUCAAGAACGUGAGCCUGGAGUCUCUCCAGCUGUGUGAGAGAGACGGAAAGGCAGAAGACAGUGGUGUGGUGGUAAUGGAGGAGUUACCUGUUCCUCGCAACAUCAAAAUUAGUAACAUAACCUGUGACUCUUUUAAAAUCUGCUGGGACAUGGACCCUCAUACCAAAGAGAAGAUCACACAUUACUUCAUCGAUCUUAACAAAAAGGAGAACAAGAACUCCAACAAAUUCAAACACAAGGACGUGCCAACUAAGCUUGUUGCUAAGGCAGUCCCGUUGCCCAUGACAGUACGAGGGCAUUGGUUCCUGAGCCCACGAACAGAGUACUCAGUUGCUGUGCAAACUGCAUCCAAACAGACCGAUGGAGACUACUCUAUAUCCGAAUGGAGUGACAUUGUUGAGUUUUGUACAGCAGAUUACUCCUCUGUGCAUCUGACGCAGUUGCUUCAGAAAGCUGAGGUCAUCGCUGGCAGGAUGCUGAAGUUCUCUGUGUUUUACAGGAAUCAGCAUGAGGAGUACUUUCAACACUGCAGAGAGGUGCUUGGUGGUCGAAUGAUGCCCUCGGUAAAGGAUAACAGUGGCAGUCAUGGUUCACCUCUCAGUGGUAAACUCGAAGGGAUCGUCUUUAGUUGUAACACAGAGUUCAACACUGGUCAGCCUCCACAUGAUUCCCCGUACGGGCGCUUUCGCAUCCAGGUGCCUGCGGAGACUCUUUUCACCCCCGAUACGCGCCUGUACUUUGGGGACUUUUACUGUAUGUACACUGCGUAUCAUUACGUCAUCCUGGUCCUUGCUCCCCGGGGCUCCCACGGAGACUUGUACUGCAGCGAACGCCUGCCGGAGCUUGACGUGACGAACAACCGCUUCCUGACACGCGUGUGUGGGGAGGAUGGGCGUGUGGUAUUUCAGCAUGCUCAGGAUGUGAUCCUGGAGUUGAUUUAUACAGAGCCGGUCCCACUGGAACUGGGGACCGUCUCUCAUAUCAGCGGCCACCAGCUGAUGAGCUUGUCUACUCUCAAUGCCAAGAAAGACCCCAGCUGCAAGACCUGCAACAUUAGCGUUGGACGUUAGCCUUAACGCACACGCUAUGCAACAGAUCAGGCACAGAAAAAUGGCUCUGGAAUAACUAAACACAGCCAUGCGGAGCUAAAACUCUUUGGUGGCCUCCCAAACAUUCAAUCUUAUGAUCGACUUAACUUAAUGUAUUCACUCUAAAAAAAUACUGUGCGGAAGCAAAAAAGAAAACAAAUAAUGCAAGACAAAGAGUACAAGCUGAUUUUCCAAAAACUCUCCACUGUGAACCUUUCAUGCGUGUUUUUGGUGCUUGAUAUUCAAACCCAGCCAUUUUCAUUCUUGAACCAUGUGUGGUGACCUUCAUACUGGCUCUCAGUUCUUGUUAAAGUCAUCAAAGCUCUCUUAGGUUGGACAUCCAAAGUCAUACAUAACUCCUGCAUUGCUCAUUCACAUCAUUACCGGCAUGAAGACAUUUAAUGCAGUCUUCUAGACCCUCUAUUUGUCCUCAAAGAACAGUGCAAUGCAAAAAAAGACACAGAAAGAAAGAAUACAAGACGAGCAGCCUGUGUGUCUUGAGUUGUAUGACACUUCUGGAUCUUUACUGGCUUGAAGGCCUAUAUUGCAACGCCUUUUUCAUCCUAACUCCAUCUCUUUUCACAGAACCAUGCAAUGUAAAAUAGAAAAAGACAAGAAAUACAUCAAGAAGAGCAGUCUGUGUGUCUUAGGUGGGACAUCCAAAGUCAUACCAAACUCCUGCAUCAUUACCGGCGUGCAUGCCUAUAUUGCAUUAAUGACUGAUGUGAGUCAAAACGCACGUCCAGCAAGAACAGCAGCCAACCUCAGUGUUUCUUAGGUUAGACACACCAUAGCAAACAACACUCCUUCAAAUCAUUACAGGUAUAGGACCUCUCGGAUGUUGCAGUAAACUAGAAACAUGUAUUUUAAUAAAAAAGUGAAGAAAAGAAGUGUGUCUUAUUGAUGUGAGUCAAGACUCUGCUUACCCCAACAAACACGUCUACAUCUGGGACUUCUACUCCAUGUAUAUCCUGGUUGUGGCACUCUUGGACUCCCAUGAGGACUUGUAUAUCAACAAAACAAAGGUCUCCAAAGCUGGAUGUGACUAAAAACGUCUACUUUCUGAUCUUCUGCCAAGCAUCUGCAUGCUACAUGUGUAGUGUCUUGCUUCUCAAAGAAAGACAGCUUAGGCAGCCAUGGUCUUCGAACGUGUGCUUUAUUCAUACACAGUUUUUGCUUCUGCCGCAUAUACACCUAUGCACUCCUAUAUUUCAGUGCUUGCGUUAGAGUGCUAAACAGAAAACAUGGAACUGGAGUAAUAUGAAACUGGAGCCUACAACGUGAGCCUUUAAACCUUCUCCUGUCCUGUACUCUCAACGUGUUCAUUUCUCCUCUGAUCGCAGUUCUCCUUUAACUGUUUUUACUUGUGAAACAUGGUUAUAUUUUAAUGUUAUUAUUUUGCUGUUUUUGGGGAAUGUGUGUGUGUGUGUGUUGCUGUGUAAUGUGUAUGUUCCUGUUUGAACAUAAAACAGUGCUCAUAUACACCCUUGAGUUAAAUUGAUUUGUUUGUCUCAUUCAUUGCCCUCUGUUCUGGAGGAAAUAAACUGGUAGGCUUUAGUUUGA
Messenger RNA from Misgurnus anguillicaudatus (oriental weatherfish), 2991 nucleotides. RefSeq names its product phytanoyl-CoA 2-hydroxylase interacting protein-like a (gene phyhipla). Gene Ontology annotation, cellular component: cytoplasm. Gene Ontology annotation, molecular function: protein binding. NCBI's taxonomy places the organism in Eukaryota, Metazoa, Chordata, Actinopteri, Cypriniformes, Cobitidae. The record is from RefSeq and is a predicted model, not a curated record.